AUGGCUAGGUUUUGGCACAGCUGUGCCCUAUGCGCUGCCCUGAUCAUGCCGCUGCUGAUGACGCCGCCCAUCUCGGACCCGUCAGAUGAGGAAGUCGUCGAAGAUUCGACUGGACCGUACCUGCAAGUAGGGGCCACCUUCUUUGCAGUGGCUGUCAUGGUCUGGACCUUUGUGGCGGCCUGGCUGUGCUACAGCGGGCCUCUUACAGAAGGCGUCCUCGCCGCCAAAAAGACGGGCAUAGAAGGUCAAAAGACGGAAGGUGAGCCCUCCGACAUCUCCGAAAGCGUCCUUCAGAGAGUCGCGCAAGGUUUCGCAGACUUCAUCAUCGAAAACAGCAGAAAGGAAGAUCCAUCAGGCGGUGAGAUGCGAAGCCUUGACCUGGCCAAGUUCGAGGAGUUGGUUGCAGUUGCUCCUGCAGCUGCAGCAUCAGCGCUUUAUGGCUACAAGGGCGGCAGUGGGCCUUCCAAGGAGACCAAGGAGAAAGACAUCUCCUUCGGAGUGAAGGAAACACCUUCUCAGCCGAGCUCGAAGCCUUCCGACAAGAAAGCACAAGGCAGAGCUGCCCAGACUCCUGCCAGUCGGUGUGGAAGCUGCGUCAACAACACGAAGAGUUGCAGUUGCUACAACUUGAGCACGCCAGACGGGAACAUCCAAAUACCUCAGCUGGACACGCCUCAUCUGAACCUGUUCAAGGAGCUCCUCAGAGAUCGCUUGGUGGCCAACUUGAUGGGCGAAGGUAGUCAGAAGAUCUCCGAAACCACCGACGAAGAGGUGAAGCUUGCGGGUGGCAAGGCUUCUUCGUCAGGCCUGGCUUCGUUGAACCCCCGGCUGCCGCGAUGGUUCUCGGGCCCGGAUGCCGAGCAAGAGAAGAGCGAUGCUUGCCUAAAGCCGGUGAAGGAAGACGCCCUGGAGGAGCUGUUGCUGCAGCUGCUGCAGUCCACCUCCAUCGACGACAAGAUAACGGCCCCCUGGACUUCGCAGAGACACCGGAACUCCAAAGGCAGUGCCAAGGACUCCGGAACGUCCACCUCCUCCAUGGCCGAGCAUGCUCGAGAAGUUGGCAACAAAUACUUCAAGGAGCAGCAGUUCGCCACCGCCGUGCACUGCUACGAGGUCGCCGCCUUGCUCUGCCCGUCUGGCUCUGCCUGCCAAACGGAGCAGCUGGCGAGCUACCACUGCAACUGUGCUCUGGCGUGCCUUCAUCUUCACAGGUACGGGGACGCAGUCAGCGAGUGCCGCUCUGCGCUUGUGCUCAUGCCAUCCAUGCAGUUGACCGUAAAGGCGCUGCACAGGCUGGCCGCUGCGCACAUCUACCUCCGCAACUUCUGGGAGGCGGCGCGCUGCCUGCAGAACUGCCUGGAACUGGAGCCCUCCAACGACCAGGUGCGGAAGUUGCUGGAAGCCGUCCAGGUUCUGGAGAGCCAGCGUUCCGAGGCGCGGUCAAGUCGAAGCUGCAUGGCUUGGGCCGACAUUGGAAAGAUCCAAUGUGUCAGCCGAGACAAGUCGAAGAAGCGGCGGGGGAAGCAGAAGAAAGGCAUGACCUUGAGUGACGAGGUGCGGCAGCUGGAUCGUGAGGCCGGUAUCUGGCACACCAUGGUGUCGCACAACUCCAAGCUCUACAUCUUCGGAGGCUUCUCCGAUGGGGGCGAGCCGCUGGGGCAGGGCGAUGCGCGCGGCGCAUAUGGAAUUUCAGAGGCUUUGGGUUCUGAUGAGUUUCACGUAUUGGAUUUGGAGAGUAUGGAGCUACGGCAGCUCUAUGGCCUCGGGGCGGGGGCGAAGCCGCCGCAGUCUUGCUACUGCCACACGGCUACGGUGGUGGGCAAUAGCAUGCUGGUCUUCGGCGGCUGUGGGCCCAGCUUCGACCAGCUCCCGGGCCUCAUGGUCUACGACUUUGCCCAGGGAAAGUGGCGAUGUCCUCCUUGCUCUGGCACGCCGCCUCGGCAGCGGCAAGGUCACUCUGCGUGCGCAGUGCAGGACGAUAGCUGCCUGUGCGUGUUUGGGGGCAUCGAGCUCACCAUUGAGCAGGGCAUUGGCAGGGUUUACAACGAUGCCGUCGUCCUGGACGUGACGUCCUGGACGUGGACGAAGCAGAACCCCUCGGGCAACAUCCCUGCUGCCAGGUUUGGGCACGCCGCGACUACUCUGCCGCGGCAAUCGUCGUGCAUGCUGGUCAUUGGAGGUCGUGAUCACAUGACAUCUCCCAAAGAUGCGCUGGUUCGCGACCACACGGGCCUUCACAUUCUGGACACUGCCAGGCAAACCUGGACAGAGCAGUCCUUUGGUGGCCGGCCGCCAGAGAAGGCAUUCUACCCUUCGACCUGCUUGAUUGACGAUCAGACGCUGCUCUUUCUUUCGGGCAGCCGUGGUCGCUGGGAGCCUGCCAAGGACGUGCUGGAAGUCUUCCUCUUGGACCUCGAGGCCUGGGUUUGGAGCCGGCCAUGCCUCCAGGGUAUCCCGCCGUGCCCCCGCGUGGGCCAAACAGUGGCGGCCGUGGGUGACCGCGUGUACCUGUUCGGCGGAUUGACCCUGCGUGGCGAUGCAGCCAUCGUGGACAAGGCCGUGUACUUGCUCGAGACGACACAGGAGCGGCGCCUCGAUGGUGCCAGUCUGGCACAAGCCAAGGCCUCCGACCUGAAGCCCACGCUGAAGAGCCUUGUGCCUGAGCCCGGCUUCGUUGAGUCUUGUGCAAAGACGCCGCCAGAGGAGAAAAACCAGCGCGACAUCACGGAGAAAGCUACUACUGCCGGCACGACGCCGUGCGACAGCCCUCGUGGCACCACCGCUUCCAGCACGGGAGACAGAGGAGCCUCUCUCGUCGAGCACUUCGGCGUUCCGGAGUGCGGCGAGCCUCAGGAAGAAGACGAGGAGAUGGAGGACGAGCCCGAGUUGAGCUUCGAGGAGCUGCUGGAGCAGGAGAAAGCUUUCUUCAAAACGCAGAGCAAGAAGACGUCUUUCCCACGGUCGCAAGCCACUCAAGAGGUUCGCCGAAAGGAGAACCGUGGAAAGAAGGGCAGCAAGCCGUAA
Molecule: messenger RNA, 3024 nt
Organism: Symbiodinium sp. CCMP2592
Lineage: Eukaryota; Dinophyceae; Suessiales; Symbiodiniaceae
Source: the annotation of a GenBank genome assembly